Protopterus annectens (West African lungfish) is the source of this 969-nucleotide messenger RNA. RefSeq lists its product as uncharacterized. The record is from RefSeq and is a predicted model, not a curated record. The coding region runs from base 1 to 969 and encodes 322 amino acids. The transcript has 5 exons. NCBI's taxonomy places the organism in Eukaryota, Metazoa, Chordata, Ceratodontiformes, Protopteridae.
AUGGUGAAUGACCCAGGAUAUUUAGACAUAGCAAAGACAUAUGAAAAGCCUUUGGAUGAAGAUGAAGGAGGAGGAGGCAGAUCACCUAUGGCUGUGGUUAUUUACACCACACAAAAUAAAGUUUCAGAAAUGUAUUGCAAGGAUGCAGCAAAUGUUAAUAUUCAUAAUAUCAAAGGAAAUAUAGAAAAUGGGAAUAGUGAAAGAGAAGUUAGCCCUUUGAAUGAUAUUCAUAUAGCUUCUCUUAAUUUGGAAUUGAAUCCUUUAGAGCCUCUUAGUCCAUCAUGUCCUUUCAUGUAUGAAGAUGAUGGUGCUUUUGUCAAAAGAAACUUUUUGCAUAACGUUGUUCAGAAAGAUGGUAUGAAGAACAGUUUGCAAGAAGCAACUUAUGUGUCAAAGGAAGCUACGGUAAUAAAGCUAUGUAAAGCAGAAUUACAGCAGCCUCAGAAUGUGCAUAUUCUGUCUUCCUUUGUAAACGAGCCAGGAAGUACUACAGUAAGAUCUGUGUCACCACUAAGUACCUGGACACAAGAAGCAAUUACCGGCCAGGAAGUUACAGUUAUACCAGUACUGAGAUAUAUUGUAUCCCCAUCAAAUAGUACUGUUACACUUCUUCACUGUGAUUCAGGGAAAGCAAUUCAGUGCAUACCUGUACAACAAGAUCCAUCAGCUCACUCAGAUGAUCCAUGUUCUGAGUUAAAGAAAUUAGUCCUAAACAAAGCUGAAAUGCCUAAAGAUUUAGCAUUUUAUCAGUUAAAUGGAAACGAACAAGUCUUAUGUGUAAAAAGUUCAGACACUGUGCAACUAAACGAAAUGCAUUUGGUUCCAGAUUAUGAAGAGCAGACUAAGUGCAUUCAUUCAGGACUUAAUAAUACUGAUUCUUCAAUUUCAUUGCCUGGACACUACACCUUCCUUUUUAUCCACAAUAUUUUGCAGAAGACUUUCAUAGGAUUCAUAGGCAUUUCAAGGUGA